Messenger RNA from Patiria miniata (bat star), 4803 nucleotides. RefSeq names its product lysM and putative peptidoglycan-binding domain-containing protein 2-like. The transcript is spliced from 6 exons. Lineage: Eukaryota; Metazoa; Echinodermata; Asteroidea; Valvatida; Asterinidae. The record is from RefSeq and is a predicted model, not a curated record. The coding region runs from base 152 to 952 and encodes 266 amino acids.
UCAUAUAAUAUACCAGCCUAUUAAUAGCAAUCUAGGCAGCGAAAGGGAAGUGAUCGCACAGUUUAGGAUUGAGUAAUUUCCUUCAUAUUUCUCGAUUGUUUUGAGGACGAUUGGACGCAUAUUUUGGGUUGCAGACGAAUCGCCGCAAACCAUGUCUACCCAGACGCAAAAGGGCGGUGAAAAGUCGCUUCUAGGCAUUACGAAGAAGUCGUACGGAAGGUCGUACGGGAGCACCAAGAAAUCCACGCAAGAUAUUUACAUCAAACAUAUUGUCACGCCAAAUGAUACGCUUGCGGGCAUUGCUUUGAAAUACUCUGUAUCGGUUGAACAAAUUAAGAGAGCCAACAAACUUUACACCAACGAUAGUAUCUUCCUGCGAUCAACACUCAGCAUUCCUGUUGGUGACCAACCACUUCCAGCUCAUGUCCUUGAGAAUGCAACGUCAAGGGCAAACGGAAGCCCAGUCCACAAAGUGGCAGUAGACACGGUCUUGUUUGACAGCUCAGAUGAGGAGGCAGAUUCAGAAGAGAAGAAGGAGGAUGCAGUCGUCGUCGAUGAAACCAGAGACGUUCAGAUGGACUUCUUCAAUCGCAUCGAUAGACAACUCAGAGAGAGGAAAACCAACUUAAAUGCGAUUGAAACCACCAGCAGUGUUCCAGAAAUCGAAGCCAUCUCACCGCAUGUGCAGGGUAGUCCUACCAAGCAAUCCUCAUCAAGAGUAUCCUCCACGGCCGGUGCAUGCACAAACAACAGCUACCAGUCCAGCAUAGUGACAGUCAAUACAGACAGCCCCAAAAGGAAGGGCAACGAACUCAAUGAGAUCACCAGGGGCGGAGUCAGUAAAGGAAAAGAAGGCAAAGUUGAACUGGUGUCAUGUGAUGAAAAGGAGGCGCUAACAGCUGGGUUGCCUAGCAACAGGAGUCGGGAGAAGCCUAGUGUUAGAUUGGUUUAGAGGCAUGCUGGCAAAUAACUUGAUAAUUGGAUAGAAUUCUCAGAUUUUGAGAUGAAGACAAUCAGCAGGUGAUGUAUGAUGGCCCCCUCUGUUGGCCACAUUGUGAGAAGCUACUUCUUCUGUACAGCUGAGCUGACUGUCUCUGAGGUAGCUGUACACUUCUCUUACAAACCCUUCUUAAAUCCUCAACUCAAGAAACUAAUCUCUUUGUUUAUAUUCCACACUACUAGAGGGGACAUGUAAGUGUGUAGUUGAAGUACAUUUAUAAGGAAAACUAUGACUAGAUCAGGGUGUAAUUCGAGGCCUGUAGCCAGGAUAGGAAUGGGUUGGAGUGGGGGGGGGGAAUUCCCAGGAGCAGACAUUACCGUGUGCAGAGCUACGUUCGAACAUCUAAUAAAGUGUACACAUGCAAAGUUUAGGUGACACCGCGCCCAAGAAAAUCGGAGUUGACAUCAUGAACUGUGAUGUCAUUUUGAUCAGAAAUGUGGACUACAUGUAAGCUGUUGAAUGGUCAAAAUUGGAUGCCAUGUUUUUGUAAUUCAACAACGGGUUACUGAAGACCGAUAGAAGGCACCCGCUGAAUGGUCAGAAUCAUCCAAUUUGACAUGUGCCCUUUUAAGCUGUCCACUGUCACUUUUCAUGACUGGCUUUCGUGGUCAUAAAACAACAACUAUGUGUACUUAAUUUUGUUGGAGUAGGUCAUUUGAUAUUUAAAAUGUUCUAAAUGUUCAGUUCACUAUUGGUCCACUUUUUCAAUUAAAAUCACCCUCCCUUCACACCAGACUGGCUACUGGUCUAGAUUCAUUUAUCAUUGAAUGACAUUGGGUGGAUGUGUGAACGUAAUGCAUGCUUUUGACAGUGUUAAAUCCCAGCCUAUGCCUUCAGAACCUUUUCCUGUUCUGUGUACAUGUCUGUAAAUUUCUAAAGUUUCAAAAUAUCGGCUAUAGGCUCGUGAGGACUGUACAUCCAUUGUAUGAGCUACUUUGUUGUACAUGUAGCAAAAACUGUAGUUUAAUUGUUGGAUGCGAUUUUACCUGUAAAUAAGAAUUAUGUAUUAUCCUGUUAUCAAAUGCAUGCCUUUGUUCCUAUUUCUUCCUUAAUCAUAUCACUAUUUAAAGGGUGGCUACUAGAAUCUAGGAAAAGGUGAUUUCUCCAGAUUUGGGGAAAUAAAUUGUAAGUGCAAUGUGAUUCUGUCCUCAUCAUGUAAGAAGUGAUGAUGACAUCGGAGAGAAAUUGGAAGGAAAAUUUAGCGUAAAAUUGAAAUAGUGCAUUUCAGCACCAUGUUUUGCGUUAAGUAUUUAUUUAAGCUGUUGUGUGAAAAUUGCACUAGAAAAGCAACGUUGCCAGGGUAAUUUACUCCGAUGAAUAAAUACAAAGAAUUUCAGGUGUUUUAGUAUAAAAAAGAUUUUUCUUACCAAAUAAUGUUUAUAUGUAGCUACAUGGAUGCAAAGAAACAACAAACUGGAUUUGUAAAAAGAAAGAUUGUAAGAACAGGAAGCUUCUUUCCUGAUGGCUUUUAAAAUGAGAAUUUCCAUUCAACUUUAAGGGACAUUUAUUUUUUCCCUGGUGUAUAGGGUUUUUACUUUUAUCGUCUUGAGAAAGUUAAAUGCGAACAAAGUCUGUCAUUAUCACAGACGUGAUGUUUGAUAAAGUUUGGGGAAUAUAAAGAAUUGUAUCUGAGAAGGAUUUCAAUUUCUGUAUUCAGAAGGCUUUUUGUAUCAAAGAUGGCGAUUUCUUUGGACUGCCAAUACUGUUGGGAGUGACGCACGUGCUUUCGACUUGUUUACUUCCACAAGUCAAGCACAAACAAUGUCCAACUACUUUAAAAAAAAAACCGCGGUGUUCUUUGGAAAUAGAGGCACAGAAUCAAGAAAAGGGUUUCAUUGAGGAUUUGGGUUCAAUUAAAGGAUUUGCUUACGGCUUACAAAAACUAUAGCGAGUCGCACAGAAGAAAAUACAAACUCAAAAAGCAUGGUCAUUGUGGUCAUUGUAUGCAACCUUGACGGACAGAAAUCAUUGGACACAGGGGGAUAUGUACCUGAUGUCUCAAGAGGAUUUUGGUUCAAUCAAAGGAUUUUGAAAAAAAAAAUGGGCCUAUAAUGAAAUCGGCGAAGUUUUCUUCUUUGUUUGAAAUAGCCUUUAAAAAGCGAGUCGGUGGUUGUUUAAAAAAACAUUGAUCCUAAGAAGUUUUGUUAAUAAUUAUUAGUAUUCAGCCUGGUUUGAAGUACCCGAUAAAUUACGAAGGUAAUAAAAAGCUGCCGAUUGAAUUCUUUGUCGCAAGGGCUAGAGGUAAUAUUUUUUACCCACCGCGCCCCCCCCCCCAAUUUUUUUUUGAACCGGAGUGUUUUUGAUAAUUUUAAUUACCUGAAGGCCCUUACUCGUCCGACGAAAAGACGCUAUAAAAGAUCAGGGACAAAAGAAUUUUAUAACAUGAUUUUAUUUUUAUGUCCUUAAAAUUAAUCAGCAAUCAGAUAACAGUGUCACUUUAGAAUCGUUUUUGAGUUAAAAAAAAAUUAUCUCAAUUCAUACUAAUUUGUAAUAUUGAUCAGAGAGUUCUUUGGUUGAUUAGUAUUCCACCGAAAACGCACCGACCAUUUCUAUUUGCAGUUGCUUAGGAAGUCAUGUCCGAUUCUGGUUAAUGUGUCGUCUAUUAUAUAUCUUUGAUUGCAGAAAGAAAUGGUGCAAUGGGAAAAUGGUCCAAUGUUUUUAUGGGCAUUCUUCGGUAGACAGUCUAUACCGAUGUCUUCAGAACAGAUUUUGGGUCAAUAUGGUCAUCUCAAUAUUAUUAGUCAGCGAGAAUUAACAUUUACAAUUCAAAAAAGGGCGACUUAAAUUGAUUCACAUCCUUCAUUGUCCUUAGACCCUUUGUAAGUAAUCCCUCCUUUUUAAUUGUUUGCAUCCAAACUGGCCGCCAUCUUUCUUUCCGAGCAAUUGAUAGUGUGUUCCCCUGUGUAUGUUUUUUUUUUUUACUACAACAACUCAGACGUACUCCAAAGCAAGCGGUUGUACUUGCACAACAUUUCUACCUUUUUCCACGGGAUUGGUGAUUAGUCGUGGUGAAAACGCAUCAUCAUCAUCAUCAUAUUUACAGGGUUGGAAGCCAGUUAAGAUGGAAUGGUUAAAUCUCUUCUGGGUUCGUAAUGUAUUCGUAAUCCAUAUAUGAAGUCACUUGAUUUGAAUUUUUCCUUGAAGGUGUGCCGUUCUGUUUUGUGCCAGUUACAGUACAAGACCAUAAUAUACUUUCAGUAUAAAUAAGAAAUGUGUAAAUUGACAAAGUACCAAGUGAACUAACGACAUACUUAUAGGAAAGGCGUCUUGCAUAUGUAUACUGAUCCAAAAUGUCUUGCCACAUUAUCACAUAUCAUGUAGGUCUGAUAGUGGUCCUUAAUAAGUUCCCGGUGCAGUUGUAUUUGCCACCAGUCAGUCAAAUGUGUUAGCGUAUACAAAUGUACUUAAGCGUCUAAGUAGUUUUAGCUAAUGGCAAUUACAACAGUGUAGAAGAUGAGAAUCUAACUUUCAAAAUGGAAAAAUAUAUAUAUAAUUUAAAACUCAUUUACCCAAGCAAUAUCAUUAUUUUCCUGAAUGUGAUGUCUUUACAUCAUUAUGUAUUGUCUGCGAUUCAUUGUUUUCACUGGAGGGUUAUACGAGUGACAGUCAUGUACGUUUAAAUUGUAUAUGUUGCAAAUAGCUUUAAACUGGUUAUAGCGCCCCUUGUGGGUGUGCCUAAGGGCCACUUUGAUUCCAAAUGAUAAGCAGUUUGUAUUAUGAACGUGUGUGUAUCGUGUAUAAUUUUAGUAAAUAUUGAUAAUCAGAAAUAAAUACAAGUGUCGUGUUUGUAAAAAAAAAAAAAA